This is a messenger RNA of Drosophila eugracilis, 368 nucleotides long. Its product is annotated as drosomycin-like. Lineage: Eukaryota; Metazoa; Arthropoda; Insecta; Diptera; Drosophilidae. The transcript has a single exon. Gene Ontology annotation, biological process: defense response. Bases 53 to 262 code for a protein of 69 amino acids. The record is from RefSeq and is a predicted model, not a curated record.
ACUCAUCAGUACUUUAUUUAAAUUUAUUUAAAUAUCUCUGAAAAUCGACAAGAUGAAGAUUAAGUUCCUGUACUUUUUCCUGGCCCUGAUGACCGUUUUCAUCCUGGGCGCCAAGGAAGCCGAGGCCGACUGUCUAUCUGGGAAGUACGGAGGUCCUUGUGCCGUCUGGGAUAACGAGACUUGCCGUCGUAUUUGCAAAGAGGAGGGACGAGUCAGUGGUCACUGCAGUCCCAGUCUGAAAUGCUGGUGUGAAGGAUGUUAAAACGCAUUCCCGAAACUCGUUGCUCCAAAUCGCAUUAAAACUACUAUAAUGCAAUUGUAGAAUUGGUUAAGAACUACAAAUACAUACAUAUAUUAUUGCAACGAAA